AAACUUUUACCAGAUUUUCUGUACCAAGAAACCUUUUUUUUUUCCUUGGUAAGAAUUCAUAUAGAGAAGAAACCCUUUGGGUUUUUCUCCUACGUGUUAAAUAAAUAUUUGCCCUAGGGCGGAGCGCGAAUAAAUUGUACUCGGGGUCUAUACAUUUUUAAAUAAUUUCUUUUUAUAUGCAGAAUGUCCGAUUCCGAAUUUGAAUGCUCUGAUUUAUCAGGAAGCGAAUCUGAAGAGAGCGUCACAAGCGGUAGCGAUCUAGAAUAUAGUGACAAUUUUGAUGGAAACAUCGAUUCUUCAAAGGAAUGGUGCGAGAUAAACACAGAAAAUCCUCCUCCCCCUCCUCCACGCUUUCGUUUUCUGGCAACUCCUGGGUGUACUUUUACUCUAAAUGAUAUGUUCGAUCCGUUAGAAUAUUUCAGAUUAUUUUUUGAUAUUAAGUUAAUUAAUAUUAUUGUUAAAGAAACUAACCGUUAUGCGAUGCAACAACCAAAAAGAACCAGAAAGCAUUGGGAUUCCAUUACAACAGAAGAUAUUUAUGUAUUUCUCACAAUUUGUAUAAUUCAGGGAAUUAUCCAUAAACCGGAGGAGAGGAUGUACUGGAACACGAAUGAAAUAUUUCUCACGCCAAUUUUUAGUAAAUUGAUGCCAAGAAACAGAUUUUUACAAAUAAAUAAAAAUUUACAUUUCAACAAUAAUGACAAUUACGAUUCGACAACCAAUCCCGAUUCGAAAAUAAAUAAAAUUUGGUCAAUAGUAGCAAAUUUAAAUAAAAAAUUUUCACAUCUUUAUGUACCAGAAAGAGAUAUAUCAGUAGACGAGAGUCUUAUGCUUUACAAGGGUCGUCUUUCGUGGAAACAGUACAUUCCACUGAAACGGUCUCGUUUCGGAGUGAAAUUCUUUAUGCUAUGUGAAUCUGCAUCCGGCUACUUGUACAAUUUUAUAAUUUACACCGGAAAAGGUACUAGUUUUAAUGAAAAAUACCAAGAAAUGCNAAUUAAAACUUUUACAUUCCGUUAUUUUUAUUCCAAGUAUCCGUCUCACGCGAAUACUACGAACACAAUUAAUGUUAAAUUAUAA
Centruroides sculpturatus (bark scorpion) is the source of this 1080-nucleotide messenger RNA. RefSeq names its product piggyBac transposable element-derived protein 4-like. Lineage: Eukaryota; Metazoa; Arthropoda; Arachnida; Scorpiones; Buthidae. Bases 184 to 1080 code for a protein of 298 amino acids. The record is from RefSeq and is a predicted model, not a curated record. The transcript has a single exon.